UUGAAGGGUUCCCCAUUGGCUGCCAAGACUAUUGGACGCUUGCUGAGAAUGGAUCUAAGUACAACACAUUGGGGAAAUAUAAUGGAAAGUGAACUGUGGCGAUUAGAACAAACAGAGACCGACAUUUUGCCAGCCCUUCGACUGAGUUAUAUGUACCUGCCGCAGAAAUUGAAAAGAUGCUUCUCAAUCUGUGCAAUGUUUCCCAAGGAUUACAAAUUUGCGAAGGAUUUUCUAGCUGACAUUUGGAUUGCACUAGGAUAUGUGGAGUCAGCCCAAGAAGCAUCAAUGUGCUUUGAUGCCCUUGCAAAUCGUUCUUUCUUUCAGAAAGCAUCACCACAUAGUGUUAAGUAUGUAAUUCAUGAUCUGAUGCAUGAUACGGCACAACUAGUCUCAAAGAAUGAGUGCUUCAUUAUAAAGCAUGCUAGUGACCUAGAUAAAGUUCCUUCAAACGUCCGUCAUCUGUCAAUAUUCACGAACGGAGAUGUUCAGUGUUCUGAAUUGAAGAGCAUAUGUAACAAGAAAAAUCUGCGGUCCCUGGUGUGCGAUGAAUCAUACAGCAAAGCAAAAGAUUUUGAGUCUAUGAUGGACUGUUGGUUCAAGGAACUAUUGAAAAUCCGCGUAUUUAGUUGUAAACUCUCCAAAGUAAGACAGCUACCUGAGAACAUGGGCAAUUCAAAGCAUAUGCGUCACCUUUGUUUACUUGGAAGUUCUAAUUUCAGCACAUUUCCUUCAACAUUUUGUCAGCUGCAUCAUCUCAAAGUUAUAGACCGUGGCAGUUGUUUGAUUGAAAGUUUUCCUCCAGGCUUCAGCGAUGCCCUCAGUUUAGAGAAAAUCAAUUCAAAUAAUUUUUCUUAUAACAAGGACCACUCUGGCAAACUCUGCCUAAAAUGGCCCUUUUUGCAUCGUAAGACGGUAAAGAUGGUGGAAAAUCAGAUGGAAAGAUUACCUCACUGGAAUCUCCAGCAUCUGCGUGUAAGGAAUUACAGAGGUGAAUCUUGUCCUAGCUGGCUCCAGCCCAACCUCCUGCCAAUGCUACGUUCCCUUGAAUUUGAUUGGUGUAAAGUGAAGAGCAUACCGUUCUUUGUUCCAUUAGAUGUUUCACUUGACAGUACAUCACCUUCAGACAACAUUAAUCGUCUUGAAGAGUUAGCCAUACACUAUUGUGAGCAAAUCAGUUGGCAAGGCUCGAUACUCUUGCCUACUUCUCUUAGAAAGCUAACCCUUGUGAAAUCGGGCUAUUCCAUGGAUCGCUUCGUGAGCUGCUUCCUUGACCUCACUUCCCUCACUUAUUUGGAAAUAAAAGACUGUGAAUCAUUGACAUCUAUUCCCCUGCAUGUGUGGAGAAGAAAUCUUCCAGCCCUGGAGGAACUAUAUAUUGAAGGUUGCGACAACCUUACAUCAAUAGUCUCUGAAGCUAGUGGUAGUAGCAGCAGCAGUGCUGUUACAGGAUUCUUAUCCCUUGCUAAGUUAAUGAUAAAGCAGUGCAGCAAAUUAUUGAGCUUCGAUGAAUUCCUGAAGCCAGAUUGUCUACCUGCUGUUAAUACCAUUCUAGUUUCCAGUUGUAGUGAGUUGAUGUCCAUCUCUGUUGAUGGGCUAGAAGGGUUGCAGACUCUGGAAAUUUCAUGUUGUGAUAAGUUGAAUGCGCAGAGGGCAGUGAUAUUACCAUCCUCUCUUAAGAAGCUCAAGUUGGUGCUUUGUGGCGGCAUAGAAUCCAUC
Triticum aestivum (bread wheat) is the source of this 1716-nucleotide messenger RNA. RefSeq names its product putative disease resistance protein RGA1. NCBI's taxonomy places the organism in Eukaryota, Viridiplantae, Streptophyta, Magnoliopsida, Poales, Poaceae. The record is from RefSeq and is a predicted model, not a curated record. The annotation marks the transcript as partial. The transcript has a single exon. Gene Ontology annotation, biological process: defense response to other organism.